Messenger RNA from Strongylocentrotus purpuratus (purple sea urchin), 1646 nucleotides. RefSeq names its product sugar transporter SWEET1. The coding region runs from base 220 to 870 and encodes 216 amino acids. Gene Ontology annotation, molecular function: sugar transmembrane transporter activity. Gene Ontology annotation, cellular component: membrane. Gene Ontology annotation, biological process: carbohydrate transport. NCBI's taxonomy places the organism in Eukaryota, Metazoa, Echinodermata, Echinoidea, Camarodonta, Strongylocentrotidae. The transcript is spliced from 6 exons. The record is from RefSeq and is a predicted model, not a curated record.
CUGCAUAUAAUCUAGAGAGAUCAAGGGGUUUCUUGUUGACUAUGAAAACACUGCUCUAAUAUCACAGAGUUGGGCAAGAAUCAAUACUUUUUCUACCGGUUCUCAACUUGGCGUAGCAUAUGGUACAACGAAGCAGCACUUAUAUUAAAGACGUUGUAUAGGAUCGAAGCCAGUCGGAUCAUUGUCUCGUUGAGGUUUAUUCCAGGGACUCAAAGAAGUAUGGACACCCUUAGUAUUCUAUCGUGGAUAUGUAUUGUAACAACGAUCGGAUUCUUUGCCUCGGGCAUACCAGUCUUCAUACCAAUCGUUAAAUCGGGAUCGACUGGUAACGUUCCUUUUCUGCCUUUCCUUCUUGGAUUAAUGAAUGGUAUAGCAUGUCUAUGGUACGGUGUAUUGAAGGAUGACUUCACGAUGAUCGUGGUGAACACUACAGGAGUCGUUUUUCAUAUCUUUUACGUCACAACAUAUUUGUUCUGCGCCAAGGAUAGGGAUAGUGCAAAUCAGAAGACUCUUCUCGGCGGGAUCUUCCUAGCCGGUAUCUACGUCUACUUCAACCACGUCAUCGAAGAAAGAUCCGUGGUCGAGAAUCAGCUUGGGUUAACCACUUGCCUCAUGGUCCUUGCAACCAAUAUUUCACCGUUAGCUGAACUUGGUAACGCCAUUAGAACACGAAACAGUGAAUCUUUUUCUGCGUUUAUGGCGAGCGCUAUGUUUCUGACAUCACUAGCUUGGACAUUUUAUGGCUUGCUUAUAGACGACAUCUAUGUACAGAUACCCAGCGUCCCGGGGAUGGUAUCCGGUAUUACCCAGCUUGCACUGCUCGGCAUUUUUCCGUCACGUGGUCUUGAAAAGCGCGCCAAAGCGGAUUGAUGAGUCGUCUGACAAUCGUCUACACAAUAUCGAAAGAAUUCCAACGACAGCUUUGCCAAAAAGAAAACCCAUCCACUAAUAUCAUAGUGAUAUGUGUAUAUAUUUUGCUAUGUAUCGUCUCGUGUAAAAGGAGAUAAACUCAAGUUGAUGCUUACAAAAUGUUACUAAUUAUCUGAAUCUUAUAUGAUAAAUUAAUGUUACUAGAAGAUUAAAAUGAUGUGUUAUUUAUUCAAAGAAUGUGACCCACGGUUAAUUAUAGCGAAUGAAGUGUUCGAUAACAGAAGUGCGAUAUUCAAAACCGUAAUACCUCCUAAAAAUGAUUUUUCAAAAGGAAAAUAUGUCGUCCUUACAAUAACAGAAGAUCUAGAAUUUUUUUCUCGAAAUGGCUACCUACUCGUUUAGGGACCGUAGCCCGAAAGAAAUGUGGGAAUGUUCAAUCUUCGAGAAACCGUCAUUUUCCUUUCGGGAAUCGAGAUUUUUUUAUGUUGCAACUUUUUGAUAAUUAUCUCAAAUGACGGAAUUCCAAAUAAAAAUAUGUCAAAUUCUCAGUUGACUGUCUAUUUUGCUCGCUCGUGAAAAAAAGAGAGAAAAAAAGAUGCAAAUGUGAUAGGCCUAUUAGGGCAAUUAAGAAAUGUCCACUCUCCAGCUGAAAUUGUGCCCGUACACCUUUAUCCUAAGUAAUUAGUAGCCCCUUGUUAUUAUCAUAAGCAUACAUGUACAUACAACUACCCAUUAUCCAAUGAUGCCAUCGAAAUAAAACUUCGUUUUAUGAAGAA